UUCGAUGACAGCCUUUUUCCUUGAACGACGUUCAAUGGUGGAAAAAUAAACGAUUGUAAAUAAAAUUAAUAAACCGAUCGAAAAUCCACAGAAAGGUAAUAUGGACGUUUUAGACACGUAUUACAAUAAGGAUGAAUAUGUCGAAACUGCCUCUGGUAAUAAGGUCAGUCGACAGACAAUCCUUUGUGGCUCGCAGAAUAUCGUUCUCCAUGGUAAAGUUAUCGUCCAAAGUGGAGCUAUCAUUCGCGGAGACUUGGCCGCUGUCAGAACAGGACGGUACUGUGUGAUAUCGAAAGGAUCGGUUGUUCGGCCACCGUACAAGCAAUUUAGUAAAGGUGUAGCAUUUUUUCCCUUACAAAUCGGAGACCAUGUCUUCAUUGGCGAAGGUGCAAUAGUUUCUGCUGCAUCCAUAGGAUCAUAUGUCUACAUUGGGAAGGAUGCUGUCGUUGGUCGGAGAUGUGUCCUUAAAGAUAACUGCAUUAUAGAAGACGGUGCCAUCUUACCUCCAGAAACUACGCUGGCAAGUUACAUGCGAUAUACAGCGGAUGGUAAAAUUGAAGGAGGACAGGGAAAUCCGGAUUACGUUCCACAUUCUAUGCAGGAUUUAAUGGUCGAAUAUACCAAAUCGUACUACGAACAUUUCAUUCCGGCUACCGGUGCCUAAAUUUUUAUUUUAAGAAUGUUAAACAUAUUUAUUAAACAAAUUCAUUAAAACUGCGA
Messenger RNA from Malaya genurostris, 720 nucleotides. RefSeq names its product dynactin subunit 5 (gene DCTN5-p25). Bases 101 to 664 code for a protein of 187 amino acids. NCBI's taxonomy places the organism in Eukaryota, Metazoa, Arthropoda, Insecta, Diptera, Culicidae. The transcript has 2 exons. The record is from RefSeq and is a predicted model, not a curated record.